This is a messenger RNA of Dendronephthya gigantea, 1366 nucleotides long. Its product is annotated as meprin A subunit alpha-like. Gene Ontology annotation, molecular function: zinc ion binding; metalloendopeptidase activity. The record is from RefSeq and is a predicted model, not a curated record. The coding region runs from base 92 to 1156 and encodes 354 amino acids. Gene Ontology annotation, biological process: proteolysis. The transcript is spliced from 8 exons. Lineage: Eukaryota; Metazoa; Cnidaria; Anthozoa; Malacalcyonacea; Nephtheidae.
CAGGGCUAUAUAACAGCUGGUUCGCUGAAUAGAUGCCCCAGUUGCGUCUGGAAAUCGAAAAUAAACUAUAAAGGGAAGGAAUCUUUGAAAGAUGGUGCUCACAAGAGAGGCAGUUUUUGCUUGGCUUCUAUACCUGGUGUUGUUAUUUUGUGAUGCCAACGGGAAUGUGAUUCAUCGUACAACCUUGUCUCCUGGUCAAAAUGGUAGAACCGUGUCUCCUGCUCAAAAUGGUACAACCUUGUCUCCUGAUCAAAAAAACUGGAAUUUGUUAGCACGACAUAUGCAGGGAAAUAUCACAGAAAGAACUUCAAAUCGGAAGCUUAAUGUCUUUUCUAAGAUACUUCUGGCAAAUAUUAAAGCGCGAAGUAAGGUCGGCAGAACGGAUGAUAAUGUAUUUCUCUACCAAGGCGAUAUAAAAAUAUCUCCCGCAGAUAUGAGAAGGCUUACAGCUCGUAACGGAAAUAAAGGACGCACAAAACGAGCUCUCGCGAGUGACAGGACACUCUUGUGGCAGUCACCGAUUUAUUAUGACUUUCAUCCUGAUCUCAACAGCGAUGCCAGACAAGCAAUUGCAAGUGCAAUAACGGAAUGGGAAAGUGUUCUACCGUGCAUACAAUGGGUUAGGGGAAAGACAUACACAAGUCAUCAAGGAUAUCUUUACUUCAUAGAAGGGGAUGGUUGCUAUUCCUACGAGGGUAUAAGUGGCGAAAACGAGCAAGAAAUAUCAAUAGGAAUUGGCUGUGAAGAUCAUGGAACUGCAGUACAUGAAAUUGCUCAUGCAUUGGGUAUUGGGCAUGAACAAUCGAGACCUGAUCGAGACCAGUAUGUUCAAAUCCAAUGGGAUAAUAUUAUACCUUCGUUUAAGUUUAACUUCGAGAAGUCGGAUCAAUCAGACGUCGACAGUCUUGGCCAGCCAUACGACUUUGAUAGUGUGAUGCAUUAUGGACCAUAUGAUUUCACGAAGCAAGAUGGGCUUAAAACAAUUGUAAGUCUGGUACCUGGGAAAGUAUUUGGUGAUAAACCCAAUCUAAGCGCAAAUGAUGUCGUACAAGCUCGCUUGUUAUACAAUUGCACAACAGGAACAUCAGUUACACCACCUCUACCCACAACUACAUCUCCUGGUGGUUCUGGAUCUGGUGUUGGUCCUUCAGGUUAAAGAAUUAGCAAGUCAAGUCGCUGCAGCCAUGCACGGUUACUGGGAGUAGGGGACAUGUUCACUAAAUAUCAAUACCUUUGACUAUGAUUAAUACAGUAUUAGGAAACAACAUUAAUUGGGUGUUUCGUGCUUUGUAUAUUAGUUUGCCGAUCAAGUUAAUCUUAAAUAUACUGAUUUAAGUGUUUAUUAAAAUAUGAACUAUACCUUUUA